Molecule: messenger RNA, 1114 nt
Organism: Paramecium pentaurelia
Lineage: Eukaryota; Ciliophora; Oligohymenophorea; Peniculida; Parameciidae
Source: the annotation of a GenBank genome assembly
AUGUAAUAAAACGAAGAUAUUAACAAAGUGUACACUUUGGAGAAAACUUUAGGAGAGUAUUAAAUUAAUAUAAGUUAAGGGGAGCCUUUGGAGUUGUGAAAAGAGCAGUUAAAAAGAGUUCAGGUGAACAUUUUGCUGUAAAAAUAAUUAAUAAGUAUUUGAUCCAUAUUGAUUGAAGGGAAAAUUUAUCUAACGAAGACUUAUUAGCUUUGUAAACAGAAGUGGAAAUUCUUACUUAAGUAUUAUAAAUAAUUAUUUAGAUCGAUCAUCCUAAUGUUGUGAAAUUAUAUGAAAUUUAUGAAGAUGACACAUAUUUUUAUAUGGUCUUAGAAUUAAUGACUGGUGGAGAAGUAUUCAAUAAUCAAUCAUUAUAUUAAGCUAUUUGAAAGAAUAGUCGAGAAAGAUCAUUUUAGUGAAAAGGAAGCAGCAGCUACACUUAGACCAAUUAUUGAUGCACUUGCAUAUUGUCAUAAGAUGGGAAUUGUACAUCGAGAUCUCAAACCAGAAAAUCUACUUUACUCAACUAUGGAACCAGGAGCCUUAUUAAAAGUAAGUGAUUUUGGACUUGCUCGUUUUGUUGGUUCUGAAGAAGUAAUGAUGACGCAAUGUGGUACUCCAGGUUAUGUGGCUCCUGAAAUUAUUAAUGGCAAAGGAUAUACUGAAGCCAUUGAUUUUUGGUCUGUUGGUGUUAUUCUCUAUAUUAUGUAUAAAUAACAUUUAUUUAAGGUUAUGUGGAUUCCCUCCUUUCUAUGACGAAGAUAAUGAUAAGCUCUUUUAAAUGAUUAAAACUGGUAACUUUGUUUUUCCUUCUCCAUAUUGGGAUUAAAUUAGCAAUGAAGGUUAAAUCUCAAUAUCCUAUUUCUAGCAAAGGAUUUGAUUAAAGGUUUAUUAACUAUUGAUCCAGCAAAAAGACUCACAACUGAGAAAAUUCUCAAACAUCCUUGGCUUGUCAAUAACACACAUAAAUCUAUUGUCAAUCUAUAAGCAAAAUUAAAAGAUUAUAGAGCAUCCAAAAAAAUAAAAGUAAAUCUUCCUUUCAACAUAAUAGAGAAUUGCCAAUGUUCUUACAAUUGCUAGAGGAUGGGGUAAAAUGGCCUAAGUUAAGAAAAAUUGA